UUUUAUUUUUAAAAAAACACAGUCCGAUAUAAAUUCCCCAUUUGUCUCAGUCUUUCUAUCUUCUCAUAGUAAUUUCAAUUCGAAACGUUUCAAUUUCGUUAUCAAUCCUUGAGCAUGGGAGGAGGAAGAGCGAUGAGAGCUGCGGCUAAGGUGGCCGGAAUUGGAGUGGUUAACUCCGGGAUCCGUGGCGCCAUCUCUUGUGUUCCUCCAUCGGCGGAGCAGGCGGUGCGCAAUGCUUCCCGUCCUGUUUCGGCGAUCAUAUCGUCCACGCUGAGUGGAGGUGAGGUUGCGGCGACGGUGCAGAGGCCUUCGUGGGAGCUGGAUGAGUGGGAGUUCGCUGGUGGCGUGGAAGAGGAGACGGUUGUGCAUUCGGCUGAGCCUGUGGCUAGAGUUGUUUUCGGUGGUGCACCGCCGAGUUUGCAGGAGGCUGAGGCAGCUACUUUUGAAUUGAAAGAUGCUCUCCAAAAAGUAUAUCUGUCGUCUCCGAACUCAGGAACUGCCAGUUCAGUUGGAGGUAGUCAGUUGUCUGGCCUCCCUUUGCUAAGAAAAUCUGACUCUUUGGAAACUAAAGACUGUAUUCCCUGUGACCCAACUGGAGCUCCUGUGCCAAAAUAUGCUAUGCAGGCAUUUUCAUUGCUUAAUGAAAGUCCUAAAAUUCAGGUUCUGAUACAUCACUCUUCCCUUGAACUGUUGUUGCUGCAGUUGCCUCUGAUCCAAAUGUCUGGAACGCAGUUUGGGAGAAUGAAGCCCUUCAGGAUUUCCUCCAGUCCCAGAAUACUACCUAUACCCAGUCAUCUGAAGCCAAGGAAUUUGUCAGGGAUACCUACUCUCAGGAUGCAGUAUCUUCUAAGAAGUUCACUGAAUUAUCUGAUGAUGAAAGUGAAGCUCAAAGCUCUCAAACUGAACUCGUGGAUAUUAUCAAUAACGUCAAGCUUACUGUGGUUGACAUGGUGACCAACGUGUCUGCUUACUUCCAAAAGAUUUUUAGCUUUUCAUCCGCAGAGCACACUCCUGCUGCCAAUGAAAGGGCUGGAGCAGCUACCAUCGAAAAGACCAUAGGAGCAUCUCUCAUGGGACUGGCAGUGAUUGUUAUUAUGGUGGUUGUGCUGAGGCGUCCUUAAAAGUUCAUUUCCUGGCAAGCCGGCCCGUACAUUUGCCAAGCCUGCAGACUUAAUUGUGUUUCUGGAUGCUUAAAUGGAUGCCUAAAAAAUGUUCUAGAUAUAGCAUAUUUAUGUAUAGUUUUGAAAGAUGAACAUUGAGUACUACGCAUCCAUGUUUGAAUAAUUUUCGUUUUAUUUUUCCAUCAUGCUGCAUUUCACCUGUUGAGGUUGACCUACUGGAGCAACCACUUGUUGCAAUAGUGAUCUCUUUUGGAUGAUAGAUGAAGACGAAAAACAAUGAAAAGUACUUAUUUAUAAUCC
This is a messenger RNA of Populus euphratica (Euphrates poplar), 1421 nucleotides long. RefSeq lists its product as uncharacterized. The transcript has 4 exons. The record is from RefSeq and is a predicted model, not a curated record. Lineage: Eukaryota; Viridiplantae; Streptophyta; Magnoliopsida; Malpighiales; Salicaceae. Bases 115 to 954 code for a protein of 279 amino acids.